Molecule: messenger RNA, 1833 nt
Organism: Solea solea (common sole)
Lineage: Eukaryota; Metazoa; Chordata; Actinopteri; Pleuronectiformes; Soleidae
Gene: cd44b
Product: CD44 molecule (Indian blood group) b
Exons: 8
Coding region: 304-1449 (381 amino acids)
Biological process (GO): positive regulation of ERK1 and ERK2 cascade; inflammatory response; cell adhesion
Cellular component (GO): basolateral plasma membrane; plasma membrane; macrophage migration inhibitory factor receptor complex
Molecular function (GO): cytokine receptor activity; hyaluronic acid binding
Source: RefSeq, a predicted model, not a curated record
CUGUGACUCUAAGGGACAGAACAAGAAAAAGUUGAGGCAAAGUCUGAGUCAGCUGCAGCAGCCACCAGACACACACAGCAACUCCCUCCACAGUACCAGUUUCCCUCCCUCCUUCUCUCCACCCCCCCCUCUCUCUGUCUUUUUCUGCUCUCACUCUUUCACACACACACACACACACACACACACACCUAAAAACACACACACACACCACUCCUCACUCCUGGCAGAGGGAAGACAGGACCACAGAAGAUCUGUUGCACACCUUUACUAGCAGAUAAUCACCCAAUCAUCGCUUUUGCCAGGAUGUGGACACUUCUCUUGGGGGUCACCCUUGGAUUACUGACCUCGUCCAGGUCAGAGCUACAUCAAGUAAACUCCCGGAGCUGCAGCUUUUCUAGGGUUUUUCUGGUAGAAGGAGCAAGCCGUCACUCCCUGAGUCUUCCCGUGGCUCAGGAGGUGUGUGUGCAGCUUGAGACCACUUUGGCGACUCCAGAACAAGUGGAGGAAGCCUAUCUUAACGGAAUGGAAACCUGCAGGAAUGGCUGGAUGACCAAUGGCAGCAUCGCCAUCCUCAGACACUCGCACCAUGAAAACUGUGCAAAGAACACGACUGGGCUCAUUAUUAACUCAUAUAUAAGCCCUGACAAUCUCUUCGACGCCUACUGCUAUGAUGACAAAGUUGGGCCUGAGCGUAACUGUGAGAAAGCCUUUCGAACAGCAGGAGAUGAGGCAGAACCAGAGUCCACUCCAACAACACAACUCAUGGAUUCUUUUGACAGUGAAACAGGUGGCGCCACUGUAGCACCUGGAGAAGAUGAAAGCUAUGGAGUGAUAGAAAUGAUCACCACAGUCAGUAUUACUCCCGCAGAAGAUCCAAAGGCUCUUGGAGGGAACAAGAACGACACUCAGGGAUUAAAUUUUACAGUUGGUGACAUGGACCAGCCCACUGGAUCUGGAAUGCUGCCAACGCUGCCUGAGGAGGAAGCAGCACCUACAACGGCCCCUGUUGGAGAGUCAGGGGAAACACAAUCUCCCUCUGAAAAUGAGCAGGAGGAUGACAAAAAGGAGCCUGUCAGAGAUCACGAGUCUACUUCAAAACCUAACGGCAGAGGACGUGUCCUUGCUCCCUCUGAGCCUGAGAGCCAGAGUUCGUCAGACUGGCUUGUAAUCAUUGGGGUCAUAGUGGCAGUCGCUGCUAUUCUUAUUGUUUGUGUCGCUGUUGCCAAAAGAAAGAGCCUGUGCGGCAAACGACAGACGCUGAUGAUCACAGCCAAAGAUGGCGGCGAAGGCAAUGGGGCCGCGGCAUCAGCAUCCAGCCCCCACUCCCAGGAGCGGGCGCAGGAGAUGGUGACGCUCAUGAACAAGGAGAAGAUCCAGGAGAAUGGCAACACGGAGGAGUUCACCGUCAUCACGCUAGAGGAGUCGCCAGAUAAAGAGCAGCAGGCGUGAGACGGGGAGGGAGGAGGUGGAGGUGGAGGGGAGAGAGGGCAAAGAGUAGAGGAGGUGGUUGAGAGGGGUUGGAGCAGAUUGAUGUGGGACGGGGCUUCAAUCACUGGGGUUAUAAACUGCUUUGAUGAUCAGCACUGAAUGGAAGCGGAGUGAGGGUCUCUGUGUGAGAUUGUCUAAACGUAAGUGUUUUCUGGGUCUGCGCGGUGUGAGCCAGAUGGUGACCCUCAUCUGGUGACCCGUUUUCAGGACUGAAUGGUCGGUCAGAGAAAGCAAUGCAUGGCUGGGGUAUGAAGCAUCAGUGCAGCAUAGCAGGGUGUGUGAGUGUCUUCUGAAGUCCGUUCUUUGUGUUCUUUGAUGACGGCACUGGAGGGGCUCGGGUUUACA